Nycticebus coucang (slow loris) is the source of this 1279-nucleotide messenger RNA. RefSeq names its product heterogeneous nuclear ribonucleoprotein A1-like. Gene Ontology annotation, molecular function: RNA binding. NCBI's taxonomy places the organism in Eukaryota, Metazoa, Chordata, Mammalia, Primates, Lorisidae. The record is from RefSeq and is a predicted model, not a curated record. The coding region runs from base 78 to 1031 and encodes 317 amino acids. The transcript has a single exon.
CGUUCGUUAGCUUACUCCUUUCUGCCUGUGGACGCUGCCGAGGAAGCAUCGUUAAAGUCUCUCUUCUCACUGCCGUCAUGUCUAAGUCAGAGUCUCCUAAAGAGCCCGAACAGCUGCGGAAGCUCUUCAUUGGAGGGUUGAGCUUUGAAACGACUGAUGAGAGUCUGAGGAGCCAUUUUGAGCAAUGGGGAACGCUCACAGACUGCGUGGUAAUGAGAGAUCCGAACACCAAGCGCUCCAGGGGCUUUGGGUUUGUCACAUACGCCACCGUGGAGGAGGUGGAUGCAGCAAUGAAUGCAAGGCCACACAAAGUGGAUGGAAGAGUUGUGGAACUGAAGAGAGCUGUUUCCAGAGAGGAUUCUCAAAGACCAGGUGCCCACUUAACUGUGAAAAAGAUCUUUGUUGGUGGCAUUAAAGAAGAUACUGAAGAACAUCACUUAAGAGACUAUUUUGAACAGUAUGGGAAAAUUGAAGUGAUUGAAAUCAUGACUGACCGAGGCAGUGGCAAGAAGAGGGGCUUUGCUUUUGUUACGUUUGAUGACCAUGAUUCUGUGGAUAAGAUUGUCAUUCAGAAAUACCAUACUGUGAAUGGCCACAACUGUGAAGUAAGGAAAGCCCUGUCAAAGCAAGAGAUGGCUAGUGCUUCGUCCAGCCAAAGAGGUCGAAGUGGUUCUGGAAACUUUGGUGGGGGUCGUGGAGGUGGUUUUGGUGGAAACGACAACUUUGGCCGUGGAGGAAACUUCAGUGGUCAUGGUGGCUUUGGUGGCAGCCGUGGUGGUGGUGGAUAUGGUGGCAGUGGGGAUGGCUACAAUGGAUUUGGUAACGAUGGAAGCAAUUUUGGAGGUGGUGGAAGUUACAAUGAUUUUGGCAAUUACAACAAUCAGUCAUCAAAUUUUGGACCUAUGAAGGGAGGAAAUUUUGGAGGCAGAAGCUCUGGCCCUUAUGGUGGUGGCGGCCAAUACUUUACCAAACCACGAAACCAAGGUGGUUAUGGUGGUUGCAGUAGCUAUGGCAGUGGCAGAAGGUUUUAAUUAUUCCCAGGAAACAAAGCUUAGCAGGAGAGGAGAGCCAGAGAAGUGACAGGGAAGCUGCAGGUUACAACAGAUUUGUGAACUCAGCCAAGCACAGUGGUGGCAGGGCCUAGCUGCUACAAAGAAGACAUGUUUUAGACAAUACUCAUGUGUAUGGGCAAAAAACUCGAGGACUGUAUUUGUGACUAAUUGUAUAACAGGUUAUUUUAGUUUCUGUUCUGUGGAAAGUGUAAAGCAUUCCAACAAAG